CCGUUAAUUAGCCACCGUUAAGAAGUUUUUUGCCCCAAAAAAAUGUUAAAGGGCACAGAUGCCCGCCCAUUGGUGACAACCUAAAUUAUUCUAUUCGAAUUGCAAAAGAAAUUUAUUCGGUUGAACCUAACAUAAUCAAACAAGAGUUUUUUACUCGAAGAGCAGUUGGUCCCAGACUCGCAGUGCAGCAUUCCUAGUUAGCGCCAAUAUCCAUGGUGAGAUUUGAUUAAAGCGGGGCAAUGGGAGGAGAAACAAAUGAAGUUGGGGUUUCUCGUGAAGAAGAGAAGCUUGUGAUGAUUGGAGGUUAUGAAAAGGGUGUGGAGUUAGAUGCUCGUGAAGGGGAAACAGAAUCAGGUGAUGGGUGUGAUGAUGUAUCUAGUGGAAAAAGUGGAGAGGAUGAGUCAGAAGAGGAGAUAAUGCCUUUUAGUUUCUUGGUGGACGAUGCUAAUUACAAUGAACUUGCAGAGAAUAAGAGAAAAGCCAUUGCGUCUUACCAAGAUGACAAACAGACUUCGAAGAAACAGAAGGGGGAGGUAGAGUUUCUAGGUGCUAGCAUGGAUGAAAUCAUGGAAGCCAUGAAUUACGGGUCUAGGAGGAAGUCAAGGAAGAAAAAGAGAAAAGGAAGGCGCAAAGGUUCUAGAAGCAACAUGGACCCCGAAGCCAGGAAAAUGUUAGGUGAGGCCACGCUGUGCUAUGCGACAGGGGAUUACGAGAGGGCCAUACAGUUGCUCAGUGAGUGUAUUAGGCGUAGCCCAACGCACGAUGCUUAUCAUACGCUCGGCCUCGUCUACAACGCAAAGGGCGAUAAGAAAAGGGCCAUCUGUUAUUACAUGCUUGCUACACAAAGUGUAGACAGGCCAAAGGACACAUCCCUCUGGAAGUCACUACUUUCUUGGUUUUUAGAUCAAGGUAAAGCUGCUGCUGUUAAUUAUUACCUUCCCAAGGCCAUAGCUGUGGACCCCAAUGACAUCAUGCUUAAGUUCCUUGGCGCAUCACAUUACACUGAACUCAAAGAGUAUGAGAAAGCUGCAAAGCUGUAUGAACAGAUACACCACCUCAGACUCAAUGAUUCUGAAGUCUGCAUGGCAGCAGCUGAGCUGUAUAAGCAGUGUGGUAAGGUUGAAUCUUCGCUGGUUGCUCUUGAGAGUUAUCUCAGCCAUUGCCCAACCCGUGGCGAUCCACGAAUCACUUUGAUGCUAGCCAGCAUAUGCAUUGAGAACGGUGAGUAUUCUAGAGCUCUUCAACAUAUUCAAAAAAGGGAAGAUUGUUCCAGUAGAGAAUCUUCCUUUAGAGAUCUAAUAACAGCUAAGGCAGGAAUUUGCUACCUCCAUCUCGGAGAUCUAGAUAGCGCAAAAUCCCGUUUUGGGUCACUCCGUGUUGAGAAAGUAAAUGACAUUAUGGAGUCAAUAAUUGAAAUCGCAGACACAUUCAGGAAGCUCGGUCAUCAUCAGUCUGCUUUGCAUUACUACUUGAUGUUGGAAAAAGAUUUAGGAUCAACCAGUGGAAAUCUGAAUUUAAAAAUCGCUGGAUGUUACUUGUCUUUAGAAAAGUGGGAUGAAGCAAUUGAAUCCUUCUACAAAGCUCUACCUUUACUUGAACAUGGUGUUGAGACUCGGCUUACCUUAGCUUCACUUCUUCUUGAGAGAGGUAGAGACGUAGAAGCCAUAUUUCUUCUUUCUCCCCCAAAUCCAGGGGUUGAGUUGAAAACCAUAUGUAACAAUAACAACAUCAUCAACAACAACAACAAUAUACAAAGUGAUGAAUGGUGGAAUGAUGUGGAAGUGCAACUUAAGCUUUCCAACAUCUACCGAGAUAAAGAUAUGAUUGGAGAAUUCGUUGACACAUUUUAUCCCUUGGUUUGUCAGGCUUUUACCUUUGAACCUCCAAAAAUGGCAGCUAAGAAUAAAAAGCUCCCUGAGAGAGUGCAUCAAGAAAGAGCCAAAAUGUUAUACGCUGAUCAAACUGACGAUCUAGUCCUAGGUUUUAAACCUGUGGCUAAUGUAGAGGAUAGACAAAAGGCCAUGAGAGCAAAGAGGGUACUCGAGAAGAGAUCUUCAUUGAAAGAUGAAAAGAAAAGACGAUCUCUAGCCGCUGGUAUGGAUUUGAUGGGCGAAGAUUCAGAUCCAGGCUCAGAUUCAGAAUCUCGGGUACCGUUGCACAAGAAGAAAUCUCCAACACCCAAACUCCUAAAAGACACAGAGAAUCAUCAACUUUUUGUGGACUUGGCCAAAGCUCUUGCAUCUCUAGGAAGAUACGAAGAGGCAUUUGACGUUGGCAUACUUACGCUCAGAUUUGCUUCCAACAUAUUGUCAGAUGAAAGAAGGGAAAGUAUUACAACCGUCGCUGUCCAGGUGGCAUGUGAAGUCCAAGACACAAUGCGCAGCUGCAAGUUCCUGAAGUCUAUCCUUCUUAAACACCCUUCUAAAAUGGAAACAUGGAGUUACUACUAUAAAGCACUAUCAAAAGUAGACAAGACCCUCCCCUCAAGAAAAAGACAAAAACGCAUUCACAAUCAACGGACAGCUUGUGUCCCGUCUAUCAUCAUCGAAGGCCAUAAGUUUGGUAACAUCCAUCAGUACCAUGUAGCAGCUAGGAAGUACCUGGAAGCUUGCAAACUUCAACCCAAUUGCCCUUUAAUUAAUCUUUGCGCAGGAACUGCGUUGAUUAACUUAGCAUCAGAUAUUAGGCUGAAGAGUAAGCAUGAAUGUGUGUUACAAGGGCUGGCUUUUCUGUACAACAAUUUGAGGCUAUCUGAGAAGGAGAGCGAUAUCCGCCAAGAAGCCUUGUACAACAUAGCACGGGCAUAUCAGCUUGUGGGGCUCGUCACUAUUGCAGCUUCUUACUAUGAAGAGGUGCUAAGGACUCCUGUGAAGGAUUGCCCAUUUCCAAGGUUUGGAUAUGAUGAAAGUCAACAGCAUGCACACCGAACCGAAAAGUUGGCUGGUUAUUGCAACCUUCGUAGGGAAGCAGCGUACAACCUUCACCAUAUUUAUAAGGCAAGUGGGGCUUUGGACCUUGCUAGGCAGCUUUUGCAGGAUUAUUGCACUGUGUAAGAUAUAUAGUUUGAAGUUCUUUUAAAUAUAUAUCUACUCUAGCCAAUGUGCAAUCUAAUCAGGUGAUUUUUUUUUGUAUAUAGUGCUUGUGCUUUUUUACCGACCAUUUUUUCUUAUUCAUUGAUUUGCUUCUAGUUUUUGUUUGCUGCAAUUAAUAGGUUGAAAUUCAAAUAUGGGUCUCUCACCGUAUCUUAACCCAGUAGAUGGUGGAGCUGUAUGUGUAAUCCUUUUCAACACGGCCAUCUCUAUAUCCACCGUCAAGGAAUUGGCCCAAUCUAUCCUCAUUCCUCAAUGUUAUAGGCAUUUGUAUAGAAGCACCACGGGAAGAGUACCCCAUCACCACCAUGGAAGACACAAUUGUAGAAUCUCAGGCUUCUCCCCCGGAGUCCGACAUGGAAGAAUUCUGGAGCCAAACCCCAACAAUCCAUUAUGACUUGGUUUGCAUUUCGGGUGCAGAAGAAGAAAAACCUGGUUGCUGCUGACUGCUGUUGUGUGUGCUUCGCUGAGUUUGAAACGGAUUCUAAGAUAAACUGGUUAUCGUGUGGGCACAUUUUCCACAGGUUGUCUUGAGAAGUGGCUCAGGUGUUUGAGCGUCACUUGCCCAAUCUGCAGGAACUCCGUCAUGCGACUUCACAGAUGCGAUGAAGACGGCGCGGGAACUUGUCCGAUGUGAGCAGUUUAUGGAAGUCAUUAUGUACAGCCUAGCGGUUUAGAUGGAUGAUGCAAGGUGAUGUUUUCUAAAGGAGGAAUUGUUCUCCCAACCAUUAGGAUGAUGAUGACAUGUGCCUCUAUGGAUGGUAGAUUUGAAUCUGAAGAUGGAGUCCUAUGUCACUUUCUGCUAAUGCCACAUAGAUGUAGGGCAUCUCUCUAUCAGGGGAAGACAAUUGUUUCGUUUGAAAGAAACAUGUAUGAACGUGAUUGACCGCUAACCUAUCACCAGAUCAUAUGGCAUUCUGGCGAAUGUUUGCGUUCUUUAGGACUUAGGAGUGACGGGUCAUCAUAACUUGUAUAUACAUUUUCAUCAUCAUCAUCAUCAGUACUUUAAUCCCAACUAGUUUGGAUAGGUGGUAUUAAAUUAACAGUGCUAAUUAAUUGUAUUAAUUAAUUAAAAUAACUUAAGAGUGUGUGUUCUUUAAAAACAGUGAGAACAAUUUAAAAUUGUGUCACCAAUCACCAA
This is a messenger RNA of Cuscuta epithymum, 4230 nucleotides long. The record is from the annotation of a GenBank genome assembly. NCBI's taxonomy places the organism in Eukaryota, Viridiplantae, Streptophyta, Magnoliopsida, Solanales, Convolvulaceae.